ACCUCACCACCGUCACCACCUGCAGCUAGAGCCUCAGUUGUAUUUUAUCCCCCCCCCACUCCCCAUCGUCACCAUGCAAAACAACCCACAAUCGUCGUCAUCCCAGGGACCACCGAGUUCUCUGCUCGAUCUGCGAGUUGGAAACAAGUACAAGAUCGGACGAAAAAUCGGUAGCGGAAGUUUCGGCGACAUCUAUCUGGGUACCAACAUCGUCAACGGCGAAGAAGUUGCGCUCAAGCUAGAGUCGAUCAAGGCCAAGCACCCGCAGCUGGAGUACGAAGCGCGUGUCUACAAGUCUCUCGCCGGUGGAGUCGGUAUUCCCUUCGUUCGCUGGUUUGGCACAGAAUGCGACUACAACUGCAUGGUGCUCGAUCUGCUCGGCCCGAGCUUGGAGGAUCUCUUCAACUUUUGCAGCCGUAAAUUCAGCUUGAAGACCGUUCUGCUCCUUGCCGACCAGCUGAUUUCCCGAGUCGAGUACAUCCAUUCCAAGAACUUCCUGCACCGUGAUAUCAAGCCCGACAACUUCCUGAUGGGUCUGGCCAAACGCGGCAACCAGGUCAACGUCAUCGACUUUGGACUUGCCAAGAAGUACCGCGAUCCCAAAACCCAUCUCCACAUUCCCUACAAGGAAAACAAGAACCUGACUGGCACGGCUCGAUAUGCCAGUAUCAACACCCAUCUUGGUGUCGAGCAGUCGCGCCGUGACGAUCUCGAGUCGCUUGGAUAUGUCCUGAUGUACUUCUGCCGCGGCUCUCUGCCCUGGCAGGGACUCAAGGCUGCGACCAAGAAGCAAAAGUACGACCGUAUCAUGGAGAAGAAGAUGACCACCCCGACCGAAGCCCUGUGCCGAGGUUUCCCGAACGAAUUCGCCGUUUAUCUGAACUACACCCGGUCCCUCCGCUUCGAUGACAAGCCCGAUUACUCGUACCUCCGCAAGCUCUUCCGCGACCUGUUCAUCCGCGAGAGCUACCACUACGACUAUGUCUUUGACUGGACCGUCCAGCGGUACUUGCAAGAAGGACGAGAUCGCUCUGGCAACCUGAUCGCCCAGAACGGCCAGGAGGGCAAUGAAGAGGAAGCGUAGACAGGGCAAUCGCGCCGUAGCUCCUGCCGGCCCUUCUGCCGCCGCCGUGCCCCGUAUUGCGUCUGCAAACACCCCCGGCCUCCCCGCGGCGUCGCGCCCCGCCGCCAACUAUCCUCAAGCCUCGUAUGGCGCCGCCGCCGGUCCUGCGAUGGGUGGCCAGCCCCAGGGCUACGGCUACAACAACUACUACCAAAGCG
Molecule: messenger RNA, 1281 nt
Organism: Polychytrium aggregatum
Lineage: Eukaryota; Fungi; Chytridiomycota; Chytridiomycetes; Polychytriales
Product: casein kinase I
Exons: 8
Coding region: 74-1084 (336 amino acids)
Biological process (GO): endocytosis; signal transduction; peptidyl-serine phosphorylation
Cellular component (GO): cytoplasm; nucleus
Molecular function (GO): protein serine/threonine kinase activity; ATP binding
Source: RefSeq, a predicted model, not a curated record